Molecule: messenger RNA, 1913 nt
Organism: Tripterygium wilfordii
Lineage: Eukaryota; Viridiplantae; Streptophyta; Magnoliopsida; Celastrales; Celastraceae
Product: lectin-like
Exons: 2
Coding region: 530-1369 (279 amino acids)
Molecular function (GO): carbohydrate binding
Source: RefSeq, a predicted model, not a curated record
AGACUUGAUAUGGAAAAAUACAGUAGCAUUACAGAACACUUGAUAGCAGAACGGGCUGGCAUUUUAUCAAACACUUGAUAGGCAAUGAACUAGCAUGGCCCAAGUACACAUACAUAUAUCAAGCACCCAAAUCCCUGCCCAAAUAAAAUAAAAAUUACAGCAGUCUUUUUGUUGUUUUUAUUAGAUAGUAAUGGUGAGACUUGUAUUAAUCACAGAGACAAUAACAGGCGGCUAUGCAUUGCUGAAGAUUCCGGCCGAUGAAGAAUUGGCCUAUUUAUCACGUUUUUUCUUCUUCUUCUUCCUGGAAUAGUGCAACAUAUAGAAGAUGACAAGAAGUUUGAUAUUUCUCAUGCUUAAUAACUGGAUACAGAUUUCAUCUUCCACAGAUAUUUUAAUAAAGAUUAGCUGUGUGAAUCGUCUCUUAGUGUUCUUGACAACAUAGCCCAUUAAUCUGACGGAGCUAAUUAAACAUCAUAGCCACUAUAUAUGAAGGUGAAGCUGGUAAUGAAUCAACCAAAUACCAACAACAAUGCAUCUUCUUCCUAUUCUUCUGCUUCUUGCAGCUGCCUUUCUCAACCACGCUUAUGCAGCAAGGCUUGCUCCGGAGCUUGACGCCGCACAAGUGCCCGCGACUAACUUUGCUUUCAAGGCUUUUAACAGUCAAAGUUGCAGCCCCUCCAGUAACCUACUCUGCACCGGCUCUGUUACAGCCGCUGAUGGUUUCUUAAGCCUUACGCAGGACCCUUCACUAUUCCCUGGUUUUCAAGGCCCAAAUAGAGACCAGGUUGGAAGGGUUCUAUACCGUGAACCGGUGGCUGCUUGGCCAGCAUUUGUCUCUACCACCUUCACAGUCAGAAUUGUCGGAGCCUCCAAUUCACCUACCGGAGAUGGAAUGACAUUUAUUUUCGCUCCAGAUAAUAGUUCUUCACCAGCUGAGAGCACUGGCUUCAAUCUUGGAAUUGUCGGACAAGCAAAUACAGAUGCAGCUAGCAGUGAUAUUCGUCAAUUAGCAGUGGAGCUGGAUACUUACAAGAACGAUUUUGACAUUGAUGCGAAUCACAUUGCUGUCGACACAAGAAGUGUAGAUAAUCCACUAAUAGCUGCGAGUCUCAACAGCAGUGGAAUUGACCUUAAAAGUGGGAAGGACAUCACAUUUAAAAUCGAUUAUAACAGCUGGACGAAAGGGCUGGAAGUACAUGCAGCAUAUGAUUCAAACCCACUUGUGAAGAUUCUUUCCCUGCAAAUUGACAUCGCAGCUACGAUUCCAAACUCCGUCUAUGUUGGCUUCACAGCUGCCACUGGGUAUUUCACAGAGAGCCAUCAACUUCUCAGCUGGGAGUUUAAAUCUACAACAAAGUGGAACCAUUAAAGAAUGAUCAAGUCAGCAACCAACCAAUCCAAUCAUAGAAAUAAAAUGGCAUUGCAUUUCAGUUUUCGUCGUGUUUCUUUUCUUUUUUCUUUUUUGAGUUGAAACAGAAUAAUGUAUAAAUAAGUGAUGUCAACUGAGGUAAGACCCCAGUUGCCAUGGUAGGACUCCAACCCCAUGACCAAGAUGUCUUGUGGUCGACUUGUUUUAGCACUUUCAUCAUUUCAUGUGCACGUUGUUACAAAGUCUUGGAUAAAUUUUGAUAGUUUAAGACGUAAAAUCUAUCUACAAUGUUAAUGUACGAUUGUGUAUACUUAUGUUUCCUCCCCCCAUCCAAUGCCACUAUGAAAAACUAUAUAGAUACAAGGGACAUGAAAUAUUUGUCCAGUAAAACUAUUGACAUCAGUCCUUCUCCUUCACACCAGAGCAUAGGAAAUGCAAAGCUCUGCAGUAAGACAGAAUUUCAUUAAGCAGCAGAACAGAAACUAACCUACCACAAGACCUAAAAAACGUCAUGGUAGAGGCAUAGAGGAGAUAAAGGCAAAGC